GGAGAGAUGACCACGAUGAUUUAGAUCAUGCCGAAAUGCGUGAGGAUGCGGAUAAAGCUGGUUUCAACAGCACAGCUGUCACUGACGAGGAGCUUAGAUUCAACACUUUCAAUAGCGACUUGUUGGAAGGCUGUCCGGGGUCAGCACGCUGGGACGACGCUGGAGGAGUGGAGGAAGGAGAGUGGUGGGAUGAAAGAGCACUAGACGAAAACCGGCGCAAUGUACUAGAAGAAAGGGGAGAAGAACAAGAGGAGCCUGCUCCUUCUAGUCCAUGCUUACAAAUGUUAAAAUCCGGAAAUGACGAGCUACAAGGACACUUUGUAGAAUCACGGCAGGAAGACGUAAAUAAAGAAUCACGAGAACAAGCAUCAGACGACUCAACACACGAGCUAAAUCCUCUCGCAAACUCACAGGAAAAACAACGAGCACCAGAUGAAAACCAAUAUGGACAAAAGCUUCGAGCUUCAAAGGAAUCACAGGACCAGAAACCUGUUGCGUACGAGGACAGGCACGACGUUACUCGGGAGGCUUGGUGGAAGUGGGACCCCCGCGAGCGGGGCAAGCAGGUGAAACGCACAGGGGCAGAAGAGCUGGACAUCACUUGGACGCACUCGUGGCCGUUCGCGUCGGACGGUUGGGUUAAAUUAAGGGUAGGUUAAAGGUGCUUUUCUUACCGCUGUUUAUGCCUCUCUCCACCUUAAGGGAGGAGAAAGGCAUAACAAGCGGGAGAACCCGCGAGCACCAAAAACCUACCUCUAAUUAAAAAAGAGUCAGUGCAGCUACCUGCUGCAGGACUAAAAAGUCGCGAAGAUUGUGGUGCAGGAGAUGGCCCGGAACGUGAUGUGGGAGACGAACUUCAAGAGCAUGCUCCGCCAAGAAGAUUACCAACCGCUGGAAGAAACUAUCAGGAGGACACUUUAUGACAAAAAAAUCGUUACUUAGAAGUAGAGAACUCAUUCUUUUCAUCUGCGAUCAUGAUCUGGGGUUACUAGAUGUGGUUUUGAAGCUCUCUUCCCAUACAUAUUACUAGUGACAGUCUGUUCUUAGAGUUUCAGUUCAUUACCUCGAGAUCCUUCAGCAACAAGAACAAGUUAGAAGGAGCAGUAGGGUAUCCAUUAAUCUCUUGGCAUGAAAGGGUCAGGAGGUCGUUUUUAUCGAAAUUUACUUAGUCUAUCCUCAACUUCACUAUCAUCAGUACUAUUGACAUUGGUUACCAUGAAAACGAAAAGCAUUGCCCUAAGGCCUGAUGUAACUUAAUCUUCGCCGGAGAUCAAUCAGUAAGUACCCACCUCCGGCGACCCCCUCUCUUUUCAUAUUGCCCUCCCGAGUGGUUUCUGCACGCAGAACUAUACAAAUGCACGCUAUUGUAUAAUGAAGGCGACAUAGUACUGGUGAAUCUAGCAGACAUUUAUCAUGUCCAAAAAGACCACUCCGAGUACUUUCACGAUGGCAAAAAUCGAAUCGAAGACUUAGUCUCGGAACUAGUGACGGGCAAGACAAUUAUGGCAAAGAAAAGAAGAUGAGUAGCUUGUUGUUUUUAGUAUUGUUUGUUGCAUUUACUGUUCUCAACAUGUUCAUCUCAAUCGAGAAAACUCAUGAUACAGAACAAGUCAGUGAAGAAUUAUAGUUGAUCUCGAAGAACUUUCUGCUGAUGCUUCAUACUAUCUACCUAUGACGCCCUUAAGGCAGUCUGCACUGAACUUCGUGCGAGAUUAAUUGUAUUCUAUUGCAUCGUCCAACUUACUUUACUCCCGAACUUUCUUCUGAUGCUUUAUACUAUCUGCAACGAACCUAUCCAUUCUUCUGAUGCUCUUUUAUACUAUCAAUCUUAUACUAUCAAUCUUAUACUAUCAAUCUUUAUACUAUCAAUCUUAUACUGUCAAUCUUUAUACUAUCUUAUACUAUAAUCUACCUAUCCAACUUACCAACUUACUACUUUACUCCCUACUUCCUCUAAUCCCAAGGUGUACAACAUUCCGCUGGUCAAGGUGUACCAGAACGUCGAUCGUGAUCACGUGACGCAUGAUAAUAGACAUGCGGUUAAGCUGAUCACGCACGACAUUACGGCUAACGUCAAUCUUCCAUCUCGGGCAGCAAGAUGAACACAUGUGUAUAUUUAUAGUAGUUGGGCAUGUUAUUUAUUUAUAUGUGUUGGUCAUGAUCGGAAUCCUUGAGACUUGACAAAGAUCCACAAAGAUCCAAAGGAUAAAGGUCAACGGAAUGACCAAGAUCGCCAGGCAAAAGGUUACCAGAGCACCAUCCAAACGCCCGACGGGUUUACCGUCGCGCGGGUGUCUCUGGCUUCUCCUCUCUUGUUGUUGUUGCAAAAGGUUACCGGAGCACCAUCCAACGCCCGACGGGUUUACCGUCGCGCGGGUGUCUCUGGCUUCUCCUCUCUCUCUUGUAUGCUGUUCCAAGUCCUUCAGUACAGUCAAGGACAAACGCCACCGGAAAGAUCUCAAGGAAACCCACAGACCUAAACGCCUUUGGUUCCAAAGUCAAUGAUCAACAGACAAAGGACCUUCAGCGUAUUCAUAGCUGUAGCCAGGUCCGUGUCGUCUUGUCAGUUCUGAUCAGUUCAAAUGCAUAAAGAUCGUCGUAAGGUAUUCCCGUGCUAGGUCUCGCGCGAUGUAAUCUGAUGCGUAUCCGUCUAUCUAAGGUCUGUCAGAUCCAGACGAGUAUCGACGUAGGACGAUCAGGCGAAGGCAAUGAUGAUAAGCAGAAGACUUCCAUACGAAGCACAUGCAACAUCCCCCACCAUGAUAUCCCAACGAAGAAGCUGAGCCUUCCCCUUUGCAACCCCCAUGAAUAUCCACAGGGAUCAAACCAGCCAGAGGCCAUGAGUCUCAGGCUGUGAGUUCAAUUUGCACCAAGCUCAGCGUUUCCCACCGAGAACCUGCGCGUGGCUUAGCAGUCUGCGUUCUUGUGGUCCAACAAUAUGCAAGAACUACAGCGGGUUUAUUUAUAUUUUAUACUUAUCAAUAUAAGUCCUCGUCUACUUCUCCUCUGAUGUUGAUGACAAGUAAGUAAAACAAAGAUGUCCCAAGAGAUGUAUUGAUCUCGCUACCUCUAAAGACAACAGACGCGUCGUGUCCUUCAGACGCGCGAAGCUAGAACUGGUACCAGUCGAAAUCACCCUCAAUGACAUCCCAAAGUAUAAAUAUACAAAAGCAAAGCCAGAACGGCAUAUUCCAUCUCGCGGAAAUUAGAAACCACGGUGAGAAUUCGAGUGGAAGUAGUACUCGUACUUGUGCUAAAGAUUUGGAUUUCCUAGUGGGAGCGUUCUGUCUUUUUCCUGUACCUAGUAGGCGGCCUGGCCCCGGUGGUGGAUGAGACCCCGAAGAUGAAGUGGCGAUGGAGAUGAUUGUCAAGCCCUGAGGAAAACAAAAAAUUUACCCGCAGCUGGGUCAACGUUGAAGAUAUUAACGACCAAUAGCAGAGGCUGCGUCCAGAUUUGAAAUAUUACACUGAUAUCAAUCUAAACAAGAGUUUGAGUUGUAAUUUUCAUCCCCUUACAUUUCUUCUUUGUUUUAAGCCCUGUUAUACAUCAUAUUGGUCCUCGAUUUUGAAAAAUUGGCGUAACGAUGAAAUUUCUCUAGUUGAAGUGACCAUAUCCCGACAGUAUUCCACCUUGAAAGCAAUCCCUUAUCAUACCCGGCUUAUACAUAGAUUAGAAACACUCAGAAUACUAGUAUUUGAGCUACUUUUUCUAGUUGUUAUAUCGAUGAUCUUCUUUAUCUUAUAGUUAUUGAUAUUCUACACUUGUUAAGCGAAAGAUUUUCACACUGACUAUGAUGUAUUGGUCAAGAAAAUAUCAUUCCAAGUCCCCGUCCCCGAAAUGGAAGAGUCCCCGAGAUAAUCAAAAAAGUCUUACUGUAACUGAUUCCUUUUUCUACAACAUUUCUAUCG
Messenger RNA from Amoebophrya sp. A25, 3909 nucleotides. The record is from the annotation of a GenBank genome assembly. Lineage: Eukaryota; Dinophyceae; Syndiniales; Amoebophryaceae.